Molecule: messenger RNA, 5139 nt
Organism: Zootermopsis nevadensis
Lineage: Eukaryota; Metazoa; Arthropoda; Insecta; Blattodea; Termopsidae
Biological process (GO): anatomical structure morphogenesis
Source: RefSeq, a predicted model, not a curated record
AUUUUGUUUUGUGAUUUGACGACAAGAUAAAACAAAAGGUCACAGAGACGUCAUGUGCCUGAGUAAAACCAGCGCCUGGCUGAUGCACAAUUUCUUCCGCGCGUCCAUGGGCAUGCCCCCCCCCUUCCUCCUCGUGCUCAAAAAUUGUCCGGCGGUCACGUGACUGCCUCCGCCUGAAUUCGUCACUUCCGAUUGUGUCACCGGUCGUCAUUAUGACCCCCCUCCAUAACACGCAAAUUCGCAUAAAAUUACUUCCCCAGCAGAGUUUUAAAACUUGCAUUGUCGUGAAUCUUAAAAUCAGUGCUUAUGAUGUACAGGUCGCAACAAGAUGUGUCGUGACGAGUGGCUUCUGCGUUCUAGGUCUUAAGAUUGCCGGGAGAAACGAAAUAAGAUCAUCGAAUUGAUCCUAAGUAUUACUUGAGCGUUGUUUUGUGAACUGGGCCAAUAAUGUGGUCACGAAUUGUGAUAAUUCUUCACGUGUGGAUGACCUUGGUUCGAGUCUCGAAUCCUACAGGCGUAAUUAUUGUUGAAGAAGGACCCGUUUGCUUUCGGAGGCUACUGACAGGGAAACGAGUGUUGGAGCAGCAUGUCAGGAGGUCUCUGCCCUCCACGUCCGCGGAUCACUGCCGAGAGGAGUGUUCCUCUGAAAAACAUUUCGUCUGCGAGGGAUUCAACUACAGGGUGGAUGUGGGUGGGUUUGGUCGUGGUAGCUGUGACCUGACUGAUGUCCCGUCCUCCCGUCUGGAUCUGGGCAGAGACUUCUACUCGGACCGGGAAUAUGAUUUUUAUGAGAGAGACCGCAACAUCGGGCCAGACUGCAAUGUGGCUCCUACAGAGGACUCUCGCCCUGGGGGUGGACUCUAUGGGGGCUCCAAUUCUUACGGGCACUGGCAGCAAGAUGGGGCUCAGCCCCAUGGGCAUUACUAUGGGUCAGGGGGGAACACAUGGGGUGGUGGAAGGAAGCCGUCUUAUGGGUCAGGGGGGAGCACAUGGGGUGGUGGAAGGAAGCCGUCUUAUGGUGGUGGUCGAUGGGAUUAUUACGGUGGUAGUUCUAGUCAUGGACUGUGGGGUCCUUCUGGGAGUGCGGGAUUUUAUGGAAAUGGAAAUAAUUAUGGUUCAUGGGGUUCUUAUGGGAGCGGGGGAACCCAUGGAGGUGGUGGAGGGUCUUAUGAGGGUGGAGGUUGGGGAAGUGGGUGGCAAGGAAGUCGAAACCCACCACCAGGGUUGCAGAACUCAGGAGGAGGAGGUUGGUAUUGGAGUAGGCCAUCUGGGGGAUGGGAUGUGAACAAAGAUGUCGGCUUCCAUGGUCACGGCUCUUCGCCGUCAUUUGGUUACAGAGAAGAAUGUUUCUUACGAUCUCGGACUGGCUUUAGACUAGACAGAAGGAUUGUCAAGGUGGCCAUUACAGUUCCAUAUCUUCAUGACUGCGAGAUAGAAUGUGCCAAAGGAGGCCAUUUUGUGUGCAACACCUUCAGUUUCAGGUACAAUCUGGAACCGAGUUUUCCGCACGAGAACUGCCAUCUGACCGAAAGGUUUUACAGCGACCUCGAUCCGUACCACGACAUUCUUCCAGACAGGGACUACGACGUUUACUCUAAGAACGAAUAUGCUCGGUCUUGCCUGGAGAAGUUCCCUCAGCAGCGUCCUCAUCAAGAAAGUGAAUGUUUUGUGAGGGUUCGGAGUGGUCAGAACCUGGACCGCUCUAUCGCGAAGAACAUACUAAAUGCUCACUCACUGGGGGAGUGUGAACUCGAGUGUCUGAGGUCAAGAUCCUUCACGUGCCGUGUGUUCAGUUACAGAUAUGGUGUACGAGAUAUCAACUCACCACAAGACAACUGUGUCCUAUCUGACUGGCCGUUCUUUGAGCUGGAUCCGAGACGGCAGCUGGUGGAUGACUUACGCUACGAAUUGUACGAGAGGGGGAGUUACGGUCAUGGGUGUGAGAUUAACCACUACAUACCCUAUCCACAAGAACAGUAUGAGUUAGAUCGAUGGACUCAGCAGCAUGACGGGGGUGGCAGUGGGGGUCAUCAACCACCCCCACGUCCGCCCCCACGACGACCAACAUAUCCGAAACCUAGUGAUGAACAGUGUUACGUGGGGUACGGGGGCCCAGCCCGGUUGCUUCCGAUCGCCGUUCGUAGCUCACUGGACGUCCCCACGGAACUGGACUGCAAGGCGGAGUGCUCUCGGGCAAGAGACAGCUUUAGCUUCUUCUGCACGUCUCUCAGCUUCCGAUCAGGCAACGCGUACCAUCCGCACCCUCGCCACGACGACAAUGUCCCAGAACACAACUGUCUGCUGAGUGACAUCGAGCAGCGUGACUUGAGACCCGGACUUGACUACGUGCAUGACGGCGACAACUGGAUGUUCGCGUGGAACUUCUUGGAUUCGAAAUGUGACCUCAUUGCUCACAACCCGGACCAGCAACACGGAUUUGAUGGACAUUACGUUCCCGGUCGAGUGGACGUGCAGACGUGGCAGAGGUUCACGGUGUCCGGAAGACCCUGCCGGUACGGGACGGAAUGCGUAGAGAACAGAGAAGCUGGUUUUUGGCACUGCGAGCUGGAGGGAGGUGACGCCGGAGCCUGGGAUUACUGCUGCAGACCCGGACACCAGUGCGGCUAUUCCGAGGGCUACGACUAUCCCUGGUGCUAUGUGGGGAGUGCUGCCAGGGACCAGUGGAGACCUUGCAGUGACCACUACUACCCCUAUUCUCACGAUCCUCACGGAGGUCUUCGUGGACCGUCACGUGACCAGCAUCGUCACAUCGAAGCCUUCCACUACGAAUCCUAUGGUCCUCCGCGGUACUGGCCCGUCGCGUAUCUCCAUAAAGACGCUCCGCCUAACUCCACAACACUUUCGCUGACCUCAGGGGAUAAAGAUUCCGGGCAUCUUUUAUCGGGCCACGCAUCUCACGCCGACAGUGGAUUUGAGAAUCAUUUAGACGGUAACCGGCACAAAUACGGGAAGAAACUGACGUGGCUGAGUCCAGUCAAUGACACAGAGACAAAGACCGGUUCCGACAGAAACAAGGAGGACGAGAUGGACCCAGUGUUUGUGAUUGUGGAUAGCCACGAUUCGUCAGGUAUCGAGACAAAGAAGGAUCACAAAUCUACAGGAUUAUCAGAGACUCGCGCGCCCACCGCGAUUAAUUCCACUGCGAGGAUCACGAAGUUACAGCCACGAUUUGUGUCUCUCCGCGAGCAAGAUCUCAAAUUUUCAAAGCUCGUCGAGAGAGACGCCGUACCUGGAGAAAUUAAACAUUGGAGGGGAGGCGAGGAAGGGGAGGGAGAGGUUACGAGGAAGUUGACGACAGCACCGGUUGAAUUUAGGAGGAAAAUCUCACAACAGGGAGGCAGUGGAGAUGGCGGGAACGGCACUGUGAAGGGUGUUCAGUUUGAACUCGCUGUUCCUCGUGCGACUGUGACCAAAUUGUGACGUUUUACUUCGUAGGACUAAUCAGCUUUGGAAAAUGGGCCUCGGACAACGCUGCCUGUAACUUAAUCACAAGUUUUGGUGUGAAAUUCUUAAUAAAAUAGAAUUCACGUAGUUACAGAAGCAGCAGCUCGCAUUUGCGUGAGACUUCCGUCUAGAGUCGUUACGCGAAUAUGACGGGACGGCACCGAGACCUUUUCUGCCGAAGAUGCUGUAAAAUGCCAGAGCAAAGACUUCCAGUACUCGUCUACAAUCGCGGCUAAACUUUAAUUAAUCCAUUGGACAAAGCGUAUAAAAUUAACUCUUAAAUGGGGAAUCAGUCAGUUAGCAUAUUUCUUAUCUGAAAUACAUCAAAGUCCUCGCACCAUAAAAACGAAGACGUUUCGAAACCUCGAUCAAAGCCUCGGACAGACGGACCUAACAGAGGACCGGAGAGCCAUAGAACAAGAAGGAGAUAUGUCAAAGUAUUUCAAUUUCAUUUCGUAUACAGCGAUGAGACUUUCACGACUGUAACAUGAAAUAACUUAGAGUUUUUUUCAUCGAACCCCGGGCUGGACGACUAGGGUUCGAUCCCCAAUGCGUCCAGACCGGCUCUGGGGCCCACCCAAUGGGUACUGGGUUCCUUUCCCGGGGGGUUAAGGGCUGCCGGGACGUCAUGCUGACCACUCACCCCAUCAAGUGCCGAGGUCAAGAAUUAGUUAAAGUUAUACCGUCUCUCCCCCCCCCCAAGCGCCUACAUGGCGUGUAGCGGGACAGCUUUACGUUUAUUUAUACACUUUUUCUAAGACGUGAGAAUUAAGAACCUAGAGAUUACGUUCAGGAGAAAAGUUCGAGAAUUCAAGGCCACUUUAAUAGUGAAAUGAGCUUGACUUUUAGCUGUUAAUAUUUGUGGUGCAGUUUCUUGUGUUUUAUUCCGCUAAUUUGUUUUUUUGUAUCGGAAAACGAAGAAAGGCCCAUUUUCCAAACAAUUUACAAAAGAAUUUGUACACGUCAGUGUUCGGAAUCUUCUCAGAAAUGUUUUUUUUUUCUUCACAGUUCUUUGCGAGAUUCAGGACAGUGACCUCUGACAUUUAAUCCGCGACGAAUCCACCCGAAGAAAAUGAGAAAAUUAAGAGGAGAUUCUGAAAUCUAUUCUUUGCACCAAUUUUGCUGGAAAAGAGUUCUGAAUAUUAAAUUCAAAGGUGACUGGACUUCUAUCUAUACAGACGUAGGUAAAUAAUUUUAAAGUGUCGAAUGCUCUUUUGGAUAGUGAAAUGUGCGUUCUUGUGGGUAGUUACCAGAGUUUCUGAGUUACACUAACCCCCACAUGCGAUUACCCAGAAGGCCAUAUUCAUCUUCACUGACGCGGGACCCGAGAUACAUCGAGUGCCACGUGGUGAAGUAAAAUCCCGCUUAAAAUGUCACAGCGGAAAGCACGAGAAUUGUUACUGAUGUCGGAGUAUUUCGUAGAUAUGUUCUUACGUAAUAGACCCCGAGUCCUUUGACAAAUUUAAUGGAACUUUAUUGACUUUAAUUUGCCUGGGGGCCUUGUGUCAGGCACUAGGUUUUAUGUUUGGCAGAAAUCUGGCUUCAAUCACUUUUGAAGAAGAUUUCACUUUUAAUUUAGUUCAUAAAUAUUUUAAUAUUUUCCGUCAAAUCACAAUUUUUAAUAAGAUAAUAAAAUAUAAAAUAUUUAAAAUAUCAUUUCACGUUCCGCAUCGA